ACUACACAAUCUGCUCUUGAAGCAACAUGCCGGCAGAGCAUCCAAAGGCUUGCUCUCAGACUGGCCAAGGAUAAUGUCACUAAGUUGGUCGCGAAACAAGUUGGCAUGGAGGCAAAGAAGUCAUUUCGAGCCACGAGAAGGCCGUUGUUUCUUGCCCAGACAGAAUGUGAGAUUGGCUUUCACGUGAAGGCAUACCUCUGCAUGGGUAAAGAGGAUUCUGCCAAAGAAGGGUCGGCUCCGGAAUUUGGAAUGAACAUCAUAUUCGAUCCGAAGAGUGACGCCAUCAUGUUGUUCAACAGGAAUAAAGGGGAUGAGCAACAAUUUAUCACGGUCAGAAAAUGGCCUAUUUCUAAUGCGUGGGUACCAAUCAGGAUCGGGUCUUCUGAAAGAGCCAUGCUUGACCCAGCUUCAUACAGCAUCUCUUGGUCGGGCAAGCAUAUUCUCGACAUGACUGUCUUCCCACGCAGAUAUAUGUCCUUGGUCCCGCGGCAUCUCAAGCCACUGACGAAGAGCAGGAAGAGAGCUCUCGAGGAAUUGGCGUCACAGUCCAGCCCCCCGCCAGUCAAGAAGUCCAAGACAAAGAAGGCAAGCGAUGGGUCGGAUGUCAGCACCGCUAUCCAGAUCGACGACGAUGUCGUUGCUGUAAGCGGGCCCGCAACCAGCAGCAGCUCAAGGUCUAAGUUCAACCUCAUCAACGACUUGUGCCAUCCCAUGGAAGCGCUCAAGCUACAUGAUGCCAUCAAGGUGGUUAGCUCUAUCGAGGAGGAAGACUACACACUUGCUCGCAAAGCCGAUAUAGCGGUUCAUCGGAAGUCGCUCGUCUGCAAGGCCCGACACUCGGACGUUGCGGGAGAUAAAUUGAUUGUCGUCAAACUGUUGCGCAGCCACUCGGAAAUUGAUCAUAAAGAUGACAAAGUCAUGGGUAUUGACGUCGUAGGCGAACGCUGGCUGAAGGAAGUAAAGCAUAACUGUAGAGUGAGCGAGCACGUAACGAUUGCCAGCAUUUAUGACUUCGACGCAAGGUUUCUGACACUCUAUAUGGAAUACAUUGACGCUCCGAGCCUGGAUACUCACAUCAAUGGCGAGAAAAAUCCGUAUUGCACCCUGGACAGCAAAGACGCAAGACAGGUGCUGCUUGACAUGACUGAUGCCAUCAACUUUAUUCACCGCAAAGGCGUCAUCCACAAUGAUAUCAAGCCCUCCAAUAUCCUCUACUCCAAGGAGAGGGGCGCGGUUCUCAUCGAUUUUGGCUUGGCAACGACCCGAUCUGCCCAUAACGGCGGAACGCGGUGGUAUAUACCGCCCGAAUAUGGGAGUGACGGUAAACGCGGGACCCCUGGCGACAUCUUUGCGCUUGGUGUUGUUUUGCUGUUUCUCUUGCGCAAAAUCCCGCUGCCAGAAUUACAAUCGCCGCUCUUGGUAUGGGAUAUUCGCAUGCUUAGAAGACGCGGCGUGGUAAACACAAAGGCCUCAGCCGUACGGGCUCAAUGGGGCAGUAUUGUUGAUGAAGCUGCAGGAAAGCUCAAGGAUAUGAUUGAUGGUGAAAUUCAUCCGAAGGUAUUGAAAGUCAUUUCUCGAAUGGUGGCCCCGAGACCCAAGGAAAGGGCUACGGGAGAUCAGAUCGUGGGGACAGUUAAAGAGUACGACCAUGUGGGUAGUAAGUACGUGUUUACGUACCAGGAUGCGGAGAUUUACUAG
Molecule: messenger RNA, 1698 nt
Organism: Trichoderma harzianum CBS 226.95
Lineage: Eukaryota; Fungi; Ascomycota; Sordariomycetes; Hypocreales; Hypocreaceae
Exons: 2
Biological process (GO): protein phosphorylation
Molecular function (GO): protein kinase activity; ATP binding
Source: RefSeq, a predicted model, not a curated record